Molecule: messenger RNA, 507 nt
Organism: Prorocentrum cordatum
Lineage: Eukaryota; Dinophyceae; Prorocentrales; Prorocentraceae
Source: the annotation of a GenBank genome assembly
AUGGGCGGGGCCGCCCGCGCGGCGCCGCGGCGGCCGCGCACGCUCGGCGCGGCGCUGUGGGCUGCCGCAGCUGCAGCAGCGGCUUUCGCGACGCUGCGCGGCGCUCCCCACGGGGCGUUCGUGAGCGCGCCCACCGCCGCCGGCGCCUCGCGCCGGGCCGUCCUGGCGCUGCUGCCCCUGGCGAUUCCGCUCGGCCCCGACGCCGCGCGCGCGGCGGGCGUCGACGACAUCUCGCAGGGGUCCGCGACGCCGAGGACCCGCCGGAGAGCUCCGAAGGGCGAGCUCCCGAAAGAGAUAGACUCCGAGGGCGCCGUCUUCGACGACUGGCAGCGCACCGAGAUCAUCUCGGAGUCCACGCUUGUGGAUCCCAACGAUCCGAAGUACAAGCAGCUGCGUAUCCUCGCGGACAUGGAGAAGCAACAGCGCAAGAACGAGGCGUACGCCGACAUGGACCAGGAGACGAAGCAGCAGAAGAUCUGCGAGCUCCUCGGCCGGGGCUGCAUGUAG